GUUUCAUUUGUGGGACUAUUCCGUCUCGUUGUUAUUGUUCUUCUAUUAGUUGUUCCUAGUUUACUUUUCGAUCUUCCGAAAUUCCAUUUGAACCAUGCUGAACAUCGCACUAUACAUCAGUCUGGUUACCUUUGCUUUGGCAGACGAUCCUAUUGUGCACCUGUUCUCGAAGUGCCCAGCGAGUGACCUGGACACACCAACCCUCCAUCUGACCGCCGACGUCCCUGCCUAUGCCUUGGCCAGGUGCAGGAAUGGGGACAAACCUUUGACGGUCGUAGACCCAGUUAACUGGGAAGUGGAUGGCUCCUUCAGUCAGUCCUACGUGGGGACAGCAUGCCAGUUUUACAAAAAGGAAGGUAUUCGAACGUACACGGUGGACGUAGAAGUGGGCUGGGGAGAACGGGACGCCCAGAUCAUACAAGAGCGCAAAAUCCACACCAUUUCGUGUGCCUACGAUGCCCACGGCAAGGCCGUUUCCAAGACUGAAACCAUUGCGGACUGGUUCCUGAACCCAUGGGAGAAGCAAACUCUUCUCGGUGGUAACUCGUCUGCUACUUUCACCCUGAAGGUCAUGGAUGCACUAGGACAAGAGGUCACCGGAGAUCACAUCUCCAUUGGCAGGAAAAUACAACUUGUUGCUUGGGAUACUACAGGUGAUCUCCAGCCAUUUGGAACUGUGUCGAAGCAAUAUACUUUAGACUGA
Molecule: messenger RNA, 703 nt
Organism: Liolophura sinensis
Lineage: Eukaryota; Metazoa; Mollusca; Polyplacophora; Chitonida; Chitonidae
Exons: 7
Coding region: 95-703 (202 amino acids)
Source: RefSeq, a predicted model, not a curated record